GAUUGGCUGCUGUCUCUCCCCAAGGGGCUGCUUUGUAAGUCUAGAAGGGGUGGUGCUAAACAGCCCAGAGCAGAGACUUUGACUUAAUCUAGCUGCAGCUCACUUCAUCCCACCGAUAGGGCCAGUUACUAACACAUAGGCUUGGAGAGAACAGAUUUGCUUUCACAGGAACAGACUGCUUCUGAGCGGCAGGUGUUGGCUACUUGACUUGGGCAGGAUCUGGCUUCCAUCAACAUCCAGUGGCAACCUAGUCUCACGUGCCUUCUGGUGAAGAAUUAAGGGGAGUGUCUGUGAGCCAUGAUGUCACUCUGUCAGUGGAAUGCCCUGGGCACAGGGCUGCUAGUUCUGAUGCUGGGCUGGGCACUAGCCACAAGUCAGGAGUAUGACUACUACAGCUGGCAGUCAGACAACUUCCAGCAUGGACGCUUCUACACCAAGCAGCCACAGUGUGUGGACAUCCCUGCUGACUUGCAGCUCUGUCACAAUGUGGGCUACAAGCGCAUGCGCCUACCUAACCUGCUAGAUCAUGAGUCUAUGCCUGAGGUCAAGCAGCAAGCCAGCAGCUGGGUGCCCUUGCUGGCCAAGCGGUGCCAUUCAGACACGCAAGUGUUUUUGUGUUCUCUCUUUGCACCUGUCUGCCUGGACCGGCCCAUCUAUCCAUGCCGCUCUCUUUGUGAGGUUGUGCGUGACUCAUGUGCACCUGUCAUGGAAUCCUAUGGCUUCCCAUGGCCUGACAUGCUCAGCUGCAACAAAUUCCCCUUUGACAACGACCUGUGUAUCACCGUGCAGUUUGGAAACAGCCAGGCUACUCAACCACCAGUGUCCAAGAUCUGCACCCAAUGUGAGAUGGAGCACAAAGCAGAUGGCAUAAUGGAGCAGAUGUGUUCCAGUGAUUUUGUGGUGAAGAUGCGUAUCAAGGAGAUCAAGAAAGAGAAUGGGGAGAGACGUUUGGUGGCUGCUCAAAAGAAGAAAAAGCUACUUAAAGUGGGGCCACUGAAGCGCAAGGACACCAAGAAGCUGGUGCUACAUAUGAAGAAUGCAGGCGCUUGCCCCUGCCCCCAGCUUGAUGACCUCAGCGGCAGCUUCCUGGUGAUGGGUCGGAAGGUGGGUGGGAGACUGCUGGUCUUGGCCAUUUAUCGCUGGGAGAAGAAGAACAAAGAGAUGAAGUUUGCUGUCAAAUUCAUGUUCUCCUACCCCUGUUCCAUGCAUUAUCCCUUCUUCUAUGGGGCAGAGCCCCACUGAAUUGUCACUCAUUCUGAGAGUCUUGGUCCUUCUCACUCACAACACUACAUACCCUUUCCUUCUUCUAUGAGCAUCCACAUCAGGCCCAUCCACUCGAAGUGCCCAUCCCUAAGGAUUCUUCCUUCGGUAGUGCAAACUUCACAUAGCUCCAGAUCUUCAUGAGAGCUCUGUCCAUCUUGCUGCUCCUUAACACUAGAGAACUUGCAGAACUACCUUCAUCUUGAACACCUGGGAACUAAGAGCAGGUGUAACAACUCUUCAGUCCCAGUUCCUCUAAUAGCAGUUGAAUUGCCCAGGAUUUUAGCAAGAACAUAAUAGCUGCAAAUGUUUAUAGCUACCUAUUGUUAAUUCCUAUGACUGAGCAGAUCAAGAUGGGUAGCCAUGUUAGUCUGUCUGUAGCAGCAGAAAAGAGCAAGAGUUCAGGAGUACCUUAAAGAUUAACAUGUGGCAGGGUAUGAGUUUUUGUCAGUCACUGCUCACUUUUUCAGAUACCUGAAGAAGUGAGCAGUGACUCAUGAAAGCCCAUAUGACUGAGCAAUCUAAGAUCAGGGAAUAUAAUGAGCAGGAUUAUCUAUGCUCUGACCUUUCUAGUUAUUAAUUUGUAUAGUUCUUUUAAGUUUUGCAUAAAAUUUUGCUUGCUCUAAAAAGAUUUUAGACUGUCAGGACCAGCUGUGCUGCUGGAACAAUAAUGUCCAACUAGAAUGUCAUUGAACUGACAAUCCCUGAUUUUGGCGUCUUUGACCCCAAGUCAAGCAAAAUUUCAAGAAGCUUGACAGUUUUACCAUACUUACAUAGUGGAAUUGAGAUAGAUGUAAUAUGUUUUAACUAAAGAUGCCCUUUAGCUAUCACACGAUAAUUUAUUAUCCUAUUCACACACACACACACAGGGUCUUCAUCAUUGCUUUGAAUUAUAGGAACAUAACUCAGGCAGUUUUUUUUUCACCCUUAAAAACACUCUAAGCAAUUUCAAGUGAGUAGCAAGGCUAUAGCAUGAAAGCUACCUGCUCCCAGAGUGCUCAUGUAAAUGCUAAGGCAUGGUGUCUUAUAAACCAAUGGAAUUUAAGUCAUCUAUAAAUGUUAAUUCUUCAUGGCCCUAGAUGAGAAAUAUUCUCAUAUAAACUUCCCUAGAUGAGGAACAUCGCUGAAAGUGGGGCUCCAUCAAUUUCUGUCUCUGUCUUUUGUACUCGCCUGUUUCUAGUUUGUAGAAAUGCUGCUACUCUACAAAGUGCUACUACAAACUGUUACUGGAGCGCAAGUCUAUCCUGUAUGCAUUCCAGUGAGGAUGCCAAACCAGCAACUGGGUGGUUGUGUUCUCCAGCCAGGACGCCAGACCACCACCUGAGCCCAGCUGAUGGCAAACACAGAGUAGAUGUUGUCUCCCUGGGGCCCCUCUGGCCUGCAUAUUCCCAACCUUCUGAGUUCUGGAAUCGGCUGGCAAGCUUAUCUGGGGAUGAAUAUUUAUAGCAGCAGCAUGCCAGUUUAGGACAGGAGGUGGGAGUUGUCCAACACAUCUGAGACUGAGCCCAGCCUCCUUUCCAGCCAAAAUCUGUUGGGGGAACGACGGUCAGUGCAGACAGGAUUGGGCGCAGACUCGAAGGGAGGCAGAUGCUUGUUUCUUCACUCCUAAAACGCUAAAUUGUUUUCAGCCUUCCAACUUUUAUUUUGCCUUGAUAGAAGGAACAGUGCAGACAGUGCCUUAAAGAAACCUCUCAGUCAGGCUGGGAAUCCCAGCCCCUCAGACUUUCUUGAUGAACUGCUUUGCAGUAUGACACACAGUACAGAUGGGGUUUGUGGUCAGUGGUUACAACUGCCCCUCAUGACUCACUGUCCUCUGUCAACUAGCAAGGCUCCAUAUUCUUGCAAGCUCCCUUUGCUCACUGUAGGGCACUUUUAUUACAAGAGAAAGGAUGGUAAUUCAUGCAUGUUAACAAAAAACAGGAGUCGUGCUAGCAAAAGGAACCCUAAAAGUGACUAUCCUGGAGAGUAAUCCCUAAAGGCUAUCAAAAGCUUAUCAAGUCCUGCUGUUCCUGAAGAUUUCAAAUAAAAAAAUGACUACAAGAUUAAAAAGAAAA
Molecule: messenger RNA, 3314 nt
Organism: Heteronotia binoei (common prickly gecko)
Lineage: Eukaryota; Metazoa; Chordata; Lepidosauria; Squamata; Gekkonidae
Gene: SFRP5
Product: secreted frizzled related protein 5
Exons: 3
Coding region: 298-1242 (314 amino acids)
Biological process (GO): non-canonical Wnt signaling pathway; negative regulation of canonical Wnt signaling pathway; canonical Wnt signaling pathway
Molecular function (GO): Wnt-protein binding
Source: RefSeq, a predicted model, not a curated record